Molecule: messenger RNA, 833 nt
Organism: Pezoporus occidentalis (night parrot)
Lineage: Eukaryota; Metazoa; Chordata; Aves; Psittaciformes; Psittacidae
Gene: LIPE
Product: lipase E, hormone sensitive type
Exons: 4
Coding region: 22-744 (240 amino acids)
Biological process (GO): cholesterol metabolic process; triglyceride catabolic process
Cellular component (GO): cytosol
Molecular function (GO): triacylglycerol lipase activity; sterol ester esterase activity
Source: RefSeq, a predicted model, not a curated record
CCCCCGCAGUCCCUGGCCCUCAUGGCGGGUGAACCCGUGGGGCUGAGCUGCGCCCUCUCGGUGCCCCCCGAGCCCCUGGAGCUGCCCCUGGCCUCGGACCCACGGCGCUCGGUCACCAUCCCCCCCCCCGCGGCCCACACCGGGCCCAGCCCCCUCCGCAUGAGGCUGCUCUCGCACCGCCUGCGCCAGGGGCAGGACAGCGCCGCCCUCAGCGCCCUCAGCACGGAUCCCCCUUUCCUUGGGGGCGCCCUCCACGCCGUGGGGGGUUGGGUUGGGGGAUGGGUGGGUGGGGGGGGGGCGGCGCCGCCCCUCCCCCCCUCCCCCUGGCUCGUGGUGCACGUGCACGGCGGCGGCUUCGUGGCGCAGACGUCGCGCUCGCACGAGCUCUACCUGCGGGGCUGGGCCCGCGCCCUCCGCGCCCCAUUGCUCGCCCUCGAUUACGGCCUGGCCCCAGAGAGCCCCUUCCCUAGGGGGGUGGAGGACGUCUUCUAUGGGUACUGCUGGGCCCUGAGGAACUGCGGGCUGCUGGGCUCCACCGCGGAGCGUGUCUGCCUGACCGGGGACAGCGCCGGCGGGAACCUGGCGCUGGCGGUGGCGCUGCGCGCAUGCGCCGUGGGCGUGCGCGCUCCCGCGGGUCUCGUGACCGCGUACCCCGUGACCUUGGUGCGCGCGGCCGCGUCCCCCUCGCGGCUGCUGACGCUGCUGGACCCGCUCCUGCCGCUGGGGGUGCUGGGGAGGGUCUGAGCCGGGGCCCGAUCCUGAGCCCGCCCCUCCCCCCCCGGAGCCGUCGCGGUCGCUGCUGCAGGAGCUCCGGCAGGGGGCGCUCUCGUGGC